UGUGUAUGUAAGUGUGAUUGGUUCCGAGAAAAUAAGCGUACUUGCUGUCUAAAAGGUCCCGCCAUUGCAUUUUACAUUGUACUGCAUCCUUUGGUCAUUAUUCAAUCAUCAGCAAAAUUUUAAAGCUUGGUGGCGAGUAUGUGAUAAAUGUUUAACAAUAGAAUGCAUCAAAACAUUCAUUCACUGCAUACAUGCAAAUAGUAGAAAGAAAAUAAAAGCUGGCGACUCAACGACUUCCUCUGCUACAGAGUUACAAAUUUCAACAAACGCUGCGACGGCGAUUGUGAAAGAAAGAACAAAAACAAAAUACUUCUAAAAGCGGAGUAUGCGGGUGUGUGUAUCGAGCAACACUGGCAAUCACACCUACUACAACGAAACAACAACAUUGCAAAAAACUGAGUCUUCCUCUGACUAUCAAAUUAAAGGCAUUUUAAUUAGUAACAGUCAGCGUGAAGUGAACGGUCUGUUUUGAAAAGCGUGUACCAAAUAGGUGUUCAUUGUAAUAAUUGUGAAUAUUAUCAGAUGUAAGUGGUUUUAUUAGGCGCGAAUUUAACAUUCACCGCAGAACGGUAUGAUUUUUAAAAAUUGCAACGCUGUGCAUCAACCUGAUCAACGCGUCGCAGUUAACGUCGCAGCAGCGUUUCUAUCGCUGCAGCCGUAAUUUUUUGUUCGUUUCAACCCGUCCGCGGUUCAGAGGAGUGGAGCGAGACUUUUUCAAAUGCACGCAGAAUCCUUCCGGAUGUAAAACGUGAAAUCUUAAAGAAGUUGGUGAAAGAAAAUUAUUUAACACAUUUUAGUGGGACCAUUAAUCGGAAAAGUUUAUUAACAAUUACGUCAACGAGUGCCAAUAGACUUUCAACCAUCCGAAAUAAAAUACUUGUUGAAAGUGGUAAAGAAUAAAAUAAUAAAUUUUGUAUCAAAAUAAACAAGGAAUUGGUUCAGACAUUGCCAGAUUUUAUAACUUCAACGCGAAAGUACUGUCAAUAGAUACAUCAACUCCAUCCUUAUAGGCAACCACACGAAUAACAAUUGGUAGUGCCUUUGUUACGCCAACAACUAAUUCGAAAUUAUUAAAAGUAGGGAAUUACGUUACAUUUCCCUUGUUAUGAAUAAGAAUAUCGUUACAGCUCCGGCGCCAAGUGGUCCGGCCACUUUAUCAACUCCACUUCUUGAACCGCAUCAAACGCACCAACCGUAUACAUCACAUUUUAGUGGAAACUCACUGAUUCAGCGUUUGCCAUUGCAAAUCAACGGGGUUGGAACAGCUGGCAGUAUGAACAUGGGCGGUGGAGCUAAUGGCGGUACAAUACUAGUAAGCCCUGCCACCAACAAUGUUAUAACAACUGGCGUAAACAAUAACACCACUUUAGCACUUGUGCCCCAAAUGGCAUUAAUUACGUCAGGUGUUAGCCCCACAUCGCUUCAAACCAGCAUUAGCGAUUUAGAAACAAUGCAAAUCUCAUCUGCUUCGCCAUUGAUUAGUGUAAUAACCAGUGCCAACAACACCACCAACACUCAACCUCACAACGCCAACUUUCUAAUGUCAACUGGGGUUCAGAAUAGUUCUAUUUUGUCGGGAUCUACAGCUUCCGUGCCGAUUAAUUUCAUUCGGACUGUUGCAAAUAGUAGUGGAGGCAUAUCCGCUACAAACAAUACGGGAAUCACUGCAGGUGACACAUAUAACACUGCCCGAGGAGCAGUGGGGGAAGUGCAAUCUAACUCUGUGAUCCCCGCUUCCAUACUCAUACGCAACAGUCAGCAGUAUCAGCCGCAAGCAAGCGCCAAAACGACUAGUGUUAGCCAUCAUUCCACAUCGCUAACGGCCUCAAAUCAGGAGCUUGUUAAACAAAUCGUAGUUGGUAGUGCGGCAAUAAAUAGCGUAAUAACGCGUGCCCCAUCGACAAAUACAAGUAUAACCAUUAAUUCUUCGCAAACUUUGUUAAAAUCGCCAUCAGCCGUAAGUAACGUUGGCGUAAUGAAGCAACAAAAUGCCGCCAAAAAGCCCGCAACAGUACUUACUCAAGCUCAAGUAGUACCAACGGUGGCAGCUACAACAAACUCAACUGGCGCAACACAAACUAUGAAAAAGCAAUUGCAGCAAACAACAAAUAUUUUUCAAAUUCCGAAUACUGCUAAACUCCCUUUAUCCGAACCAUACAGAUCCGCAGAUAUUGCUUCAAGUGGAUCAGCUCUAAAUAAAAUGCGAAGUGAGUCUGGUGCAUUUAACUUAGACUUGUCCAAAGAGUCUCGUCAAGGUUUACAUGCUCCAGCGUCUACCUCAACAAUUGAAGCGUCUAAUCAAACGAGUAGCUCAGUUAUCAAAACGGUUUCUAUUAUUGCAUCAAGUAAUAAUGCGCCGAAAAUAAAGAUUGAAACUGGAAAUUUCAAACAGAACAAGGCAUCAUGCUCAUUCGGAAACUCUUCUGCGGGCAGUGGCGGCUCUUUUAAAAUGGAAAUCGAUUUGACUAAACCCAUUCUGGUACAGGCGAAGCUUGUUGAAAAGCAGGAAUCUCUACUUAAAGCACGCCCUAUACAACGUGUUAUCGAAUGCAGUACAAGUCCGCGUUCGAAGAGAUCUAAGUCACUUAGCUGUGGCUUCAAAGAAGCACAACAAACUAAUGCUCCCACUUUGGUGAAACCGAAACCAAAAUCUGAAAUAUCAUCUCAACAUUCAUUGUUAGAGCGGCGUCACUCAACUGCAUCUGAGGGUAAGAUGGCAAAGCAGAAAGGCAGCUCACCUCGGCAUAAAUCAACUUUGGAGUCAAAGGGUAAUGUCACUGUAAACAACUACGAGAUCAUCGAUCUCAUCGAAUAUAAUGAUGAAGAGCACGAACUUAAGGUCGAAUUACCACAGAAAAUAAAUAAAGAGGAACAACACAAAAACAAAGAGCUGCGUGUAGACACUGAGAUCGUUCGGAAACAACAUGAGUUUAAAAAGGAAAUAAAGUCUUCGCCAACAUCAGUUGAGAAAGAUGUGAAAUCUUCGGAAGUUAUUGAUGCAAAAUACAUCCCCAAAGACGUUGCUAAUAUAGGAGCAUUAAACAAAUCUACAUUGGCAUCCACAAUUACAAAAUGUGCCGAAAAGAAAUCUGAACUGCUACCGAUUAACAAAUAUAUGAGUAACGAGCAGAAUGAGGAAUCAUCAACAAAAAUUGAAGUGGUUAUGAAUGAAGAUGGUACUCAAGCAGAAGGACCACAGGCAGUAUUUACUAAGAAAGAAGACGUUGUUUCUCAGGAUGCUGUGGAGCACACUCAAGAUUCAUUAGAAAAAUCUCUUUAUUGUGACGAAAAAAUCUCCCUCAGCUCAACAUCGUCUGCAUCUACCUCUUCCAGUCGACAAAGUCUACCUGAUGAUAUUGUAAUGCUUUCGUCAUCACUCUUCCCUACCAAAAGUACAACGUCCAAAACAAACCAACCUAGCACAUCUGCAGCGGCUGGCAUUACAGCAACGGCGCCGCCCGCUACUACGCCCACUACAACUUCUGCGGAGGACUCUUUAUCAUGCGGAAUAAGCAUGUUGUCGAACUUCAAUAUGCUAACCUGGAAUCAGCGUAUAGGCAGGGCACGUGGCACUAAUAUGCGCUUUCAGUUGAACGAAUUUAAUCUUAUCGAAAUAAACGAACGUUGCUUUCCACGCUCACGCAUUCACACCGCUUACGAAAAGCCGAUUUUUGAACGAGAAUCUGUGCCGUACUUAAGUGAAAAACACGAUGGUUUACUGUAUUUGUGCAGACGCUGUAAUUGUCAUGGGCCCGCAUUAGACUUUUUGGCACCUGAAUUUUGUUCUUUAGACUGCUUAAAACGUGAGUCGCGUAAGCGUCGACACGAAGAGUUUUCAACUGUUACCCGCAAGCGCAAAACCCAAGAAACAUCCGCUCCAGUUGUUUCCAAAAAAUCUUUCCGUUGGUCAACUUACCUGCCAGAAAAGUUCAAUGCUAUCGCUGCACCUGUGAAUCUUUUCAUAAAUCCAUUCCCCACUGGCCCUAAUCGUUUUCAGAUUGGCAUGAAAUUGGAAGCUAUUGACCCAGAGAAUUGUUCACUUUUUUGUGUAUGCACUAUUGUUGAUAUACAAGGCUAUCGCCUGAAGUUAACAUUUGACGGAUUCGAAUAUAUGUAUGACUUUUGGGUAAAUGCGGAUUCAAUGGACAUUUUCCCCCCUGGCUGGUGCGCAAAAACAAAGCGUGUGCUGCAACCACCUAAGGGAAAAACUGUAGAGGAAUUUAACUGGCCAGCGUAUUUGCAGGAAUGUAAAGCUGUAGCAGCCCAACGUAUGCUAUUUACUCACUUGAAUGUCUCAUUCGGUACACAUAAUCCUUUCAAGAUUGGCAUGCACUUGGAGGCGGAAGAUCUGAACGACACUGGGAAACUAUGCGUUGCAUCGGUCUCAGAUGUUUUGGAUAACCGCAUACGGGUGCAUUUUGAUGGUUGGGAUGACUGUUACGACUAUUGGGUGGACAUAAGCUCGCCUUACAUCCAUCCCUGUGGCUGGCAUGUGGGUCGGCAGCAAUUAAUAGUGCCACCCGAAUUUGAAAAUGCCACCUUCACCUGGACAGAUUACAUACAAAACCAUGGCAGUGGUAUGGCCGCCACAGAGGAGAUGUUUUCCACUCGCGAUCCAAUCGAUUUCAAGUCGAAUAUGAAACUGGAGGUGGUCGACCCACGGAAUCCUUCACUCAUACGCCCUGCAACAGUGGUCGGUCGUAAAGGGCAUCGCGUUAAAUUACAUCUUGAUUGCUGGGCCGCUAAUUAUUGUUUCUGGUUAGAAGACGAUAGUGCCGAUUUACAUCCUAUUGGUUGGUGUGAAGCAACUAGUCAUGACCUAGAACCUCCACCGGGCUAUAAAAUGCGAUCAAGCAAAUUGGUAUGCUCCACAUUCGGGUGUCGUGGCAUUGGGAAUGCCAAACGUCUCUACCUAAAUAGACAUACUACGCAAGAUUGUUGCCCAUAUGCACCUGAAAAUUGGCGUCAGAAAGGUGAAAAACCACCGCGUUUGGAGCAUGACGAAAUUGUACGUGCGACAACUGGUACUAAACGUGAUAUAAAACAACAACAGCAACAACUAUAUUGGAAGCAACCGCAGGCACCAAAGCAGCAGCAGUUGAAUGAAGCUGAAAUACUGCAGCAAAUUCAGCUGCUAGAUACAAUUAAAACACGCCACGUUAUUCAGCAAGAAAAGCAACAACAUAAACAAACCGUACAGCAACGCGUACAUAGAAACAGCGCCGCCCCUAUGGCAUCUCAGCAGCAGUCACUAAUUAAAACAGAAUCUGCUAGUAGACCCGCUGCAUCAAUAAUAAAAGCCUAUGAACCGUCCGAUACCACAAAUGCUAUUGAAGAAUCUACGUCGUUGUUAUUGCCGCAAAUAAAAAUAGCUAAAGAAUUUCUUUGCGAUUACGGACCACGUCUGGAGCAAAACUACAAUCUUUGGCAGCGUAAUGUCGCAUUCGACAUGCAGCGUAUCAAGCGCAAUCCUCUGCUGUGGUCCACCAAGGACACAUGUGCGUUUGUCCAAUGUGUUUUGCGGGAUUCCGUUGCAACAGAAAGCUUUUUACGUGAAGAUAUAGAUGGCAGCGCGCUCCUGUUACUACAGCAAUCCGACUUGUCAGAUAUACUCGAAUUGAAAUUGGGUCCCGCGGUGAAGUUGUACUCAUGCAUUCUUCAACUACGUACACUGGCCGUUCUUAAAUUUGACGUAAAGUUAUCAAACACGUCAAGCAGCAAUUAACUAAUAAUUGUAUACAAAGCAUAUUAUACGUCAUAUGUAUUCAAAUUCUAUUUUCGUAUCUAGCUAACAGAUAUGUAUGUAGUUGUAAUUAUUACAUUUUAUGUAGUAAACUAAGAAAGACAUUCAUUAAUUUCGCCCUCAACGUUGUUGGUAAAGCAAUUACGUUUAAAGGAAAUGAAAUACACUUUGUUGGUAUACUUUAAGAUUUCGCUAAAAUUGUCUUAUUAGUCGUGUUAAGUUAUUUUUUAAUAAUUAAUUUGCCAUAUUAAUAGAGAUGCGUGAUUGAUUACACAUGGAUUAGAAAGUUCAUUUCGCACGCGCCCUCUACAAAAUGUUGCCUAUUCUUAAAUGUUCUAUAUCGGCAUGCUACUUGAGGUGUAUGUGCCCACCUGGUGCAUAAAACUCAUCUGUAAAUACAAGUUUACCUUGUGUAGAUUUUCUACUGUAAAAAAUGAACUAUCAUGGGAAUAAAUAUAUUAUUAAAUAUUAUUUUGUA
Messenger RNA from Anastrepha ludens (Mexican fruit fly), 6221 nucleotides. RefSeq names its product lethal(3)malignant brain tumor-like protein 3 (gene l(3)mbt). Lineage: Eukaryota; Metazoa; Arthropoda; Insecta; Diptera; Tephritidae. Gene Ontology annotation, biological process: regulation of DNA-templated transcription. The transcript has 6 exons. Gene Ontology annotation, cellular component: nucleus. The record is from RefSeq and is a predicted model, not a curated record. The coding region runs from base 1106 to 5725 and encodes 1539 amino acids. Gene Ontology annotation, molecular function: zinc ion binding.